CUUACGCAAACCAUAGUAGUGAGGUUCCCUACUGCCAAAUGAGCAGCAGAGCCAAUCAGCAGUCCGCGUUUGACAGGUCCCUUGACGUUGCCAUGGUCACGGGGUCACUGACGGCCUUGGUAGUCUGACAGGUGCGUGACAGUUGAAGUCUACAAUAUGUACGCGAAGGGGAAAGGUUCAGCGGUACCUUCAGAUGCUCAAGCACGUGAAAAGUUAGCGUUAUACGUGUACGAAUAUUUAUUACACGUAGGAGCUCAAAAAGCAGCACAAACCUUCCUGUCAGAGAUAAGAUGGGAGAAGAAUAUAACAUUAGGGGAACCCCCGGGGUUUCUGCACUCAUGGUGGUGUGUCUUUUGGGAUUUGUAUUGUGCGGCGCCAGAGAGGAGAGACACAUGUGAGCAUUCAAGUGAAGCGAAAGCUUUCCACGACUACGGUUUCGUCAAUUCCGGGUAUGGCGUAAACGGAAUAGCGCAUAAUGCCGGCCCAGCGCCCAGUCCGUUGGGUCAAAUGCCGCCAAAUGAUGGCUUACCUGGUGGACCCAUGCCUCCAGGAUUCUUCCCUAACUCGACCAUGAGGCCAUCACCGCCGACGCAUCCGUCUUCACAGCCAUCCCCCCACCCUCAGCCCCCACCCCCGCAUAGUCAAAUGAUGUCCAGCCAGUCCUUCAUGGGGCCCAGGUACCCAGCAGGGCCACGACCUGGAGUUCGGAUGCCACAGAUCGGUAAUGAAUUUAAUGGGCCUCCAGGACAGCCAAUGAUACCAAACAGCAUGGACCCCACAAGGCAAGGUGAAGGCGGAGAGUUUGUAGGUUGGCAAGGACCGCCAGGAAUGAGUCCGAUGAAUCCUCGUAUGAACCCACCAAGAGGGCCUGCCAUGGGUCCAAUAGGGCCAGGUACUUAUGGAUCAGGCAUGCGAGGCCCUCCACCUAAUAGCUCUCUGGGUCCUGCAGGCCCAGGGGGGCCCGGUGGGCCGGGCGGACCCGGAAUGCCACCCAUGGCAAUGGCUGGGCCGGGCGGCAGACCACAGUGGCAACCUAACACAUCCACACCCAUGAACUACUCUUCGUCCUCACCAGGCAAUUAUGGCCAGAGUGUCCCCGUCAGUGCUGAGACAGUGGACUUGCCCAUGCCAUGUGCACACACCCAUCACUUGGGUCCUCCAGGUUCUACCGGGCCACCCGGGCCUGGCACACCCAUCAUGCCCAGCCCACAAGGUUCUGUGGGUCCCUAUUCCCCUGCUAGCCACCGAAUGCCCACUCCCAGUCCUGUGACAAGACAAGACUCCUCAAAUUCUGGCGGUGAAAAUAUGUACACAAUGAUGAAAUCUGUGCCUGGAGGAAACAUGCCAGGGGAUUUUCCAAUGGGUGGUGGGCCAGAGGGUGGACCCAUGGGACCUAUGGGGCCCAGCACCAUGGGCCCAGUGAUGAAUGGAGAUGGUCUUGAUGGGAUGAAGAACUCUCCAGCCAACGGUGGGCCUGGUACUCCACGGGAAGACAGCGGGAGUGGGAUGGGAGACUACAACUUAGGGGGCUUUGGGGGACCUGGGGAAAAUGACCAAACUGAAUCAGCCGCCAUUCUGAAAAUUAAGGAAAGCAUGCAGGAAGAAGCGAAGAGGUUUGAAAAAGACUCCGACCAUCCGGAUUAUUUCAUGCAAUAACACCCCGUCCCUGGCCCAUCCCCCUCCCCUCCCGGGCUCCUGUCCACUCGCAGGCGGCCCUUCCCCCCUCCAGUCCCGGGACCUGGAAACAGACGCAGAAUCAGAUUGUUGUAAAAUCAGAUUGCAGUCUACACACUUACUGCUAAAGGAUGGAUAAGUCUGGAGGCAGUGGUAAUGUAGGAAAAUGGAAUUUCUUGCUCCCUCUUAGGACAUUUGAGAGGUUAUGUUUUAGUUUUGAAAUAUUGGUUUGGUGUUUCUUGAAAAGGUCCGGUUGUUGCUGAACAUGUUCCUAUUUUCCGCGAGAAGGAGAGACUAGCAAUCUGAUUCCUUAAGGUAUUCUUCAAGUGUCAAUGACAGAGCAGAUAAAAGUGAUUCAGUGACAGUGCAAUUUGAUUUGAUUUAGAAGCACGACUGAAGCAGUAUGUAUCACGAAGAGACGAGCAAAGGACUUUGAUAUGAAUCAACUUAUCAAACAAACCAAGGAGCUUACUUGCCCAUGUGAAGGAAUUACAUACAAAGUUGUGUCCUGUAGUGGUAGCUCCACUCGUGCCCCGUCUUAUCCGCUUUUAACCGUAUAAAACUGAUGUAUCUCUCAAAGUAAGAACUCUUAUGCCAGGGUUCAUCAGAUAUACAUCAUUUUUUAUAUAAUUUAUAUGCAAACAAAAUGUCCUGUUUAAAAUUGGUAUUUCUAUCAGUUAAGGAACAUGCCAUCUCUUUAAAUUUUAGGAUUAUUUAAACGACCAUGUUCUGAAACUGUUGUGUACAUUUUGUGCCACUUGUAUGUGUACCUUUUGGUGUAAUAUUGCCCCAUCUCUAUCAUUCAUCUCUUUGGCUACCCAGGGCAUUCAUUACCUUAGUUUAGGAUAUUCAAAUGAAGGCAGGGAUAUGACCCUAGAAUCUCUUGGGAGGGGCAUAGUAUCAGGUCUCGUGCUGCCAUGUCCAUUUUGAUUGAUGUUUCUGGUUCUUGUCCAGUACAGAGGCCCUUAAUUUUCUUCCAUCUUUAGGAAACAGCAUCUUGAUUUCAAACACUGCGGUGCAGUUGGGUUUGUUUGUUGGCUGCAAAUAAUGCCGAGUUCUGUAAUUAAGUUAAUCAAAUUUGGGUGGAAUCGAUUUGUGAACAUGUGGAACACAGUCCUGUGUUCGGGUAGAAACAAACUGAAUCUCUGAGCAGAUUAAUUGUGGCAUCUGCUGGCGUUUAGAACCGGUAAAGUCUGUGGGGAGGUCACCCUGCCAUGCUGUUUGUGAAGUAAAGAUGGGAAUGCUUCCUACAUGGGACAGUUUCUCGGUCUUUUCCUGAUAUGAAAGGAGUCUCUUAAUUUAUAGUUUUUUUCAGAAUGUUGGCAUUGGAAACCUUCCCGUCUUUACAUUGUGACAGCCGCCAUGUUACUUGCUGUUUGACACAAGUAUGAAGUAACUUGAGAGUGUACAUACCCUUGGAUGUAAAUUGUGUCAGAGGCCCAUGUUCGGUCCGAAGUCACACAUUGUAAAUAUAUUUAGUUUUUCUGUAGAAGUGUGUACAAGUUAGCCAGCCCAGUGUUUUGAUAGGAGGGAUGUUUACAGCCUGGAUGAGAUAGUAAUAAUAGUCUGAUAGAACUACAAAACUGGUCUUGCCGUAUCGAAACUCAGCGACAUAAGCAGGAACAUCUGAUACACAAUCAGCAACCUUACUCAAGUCUUAUUUUCAUGUGGUAUAUGACCUUGAUAACUCAAGCACUACUCCAGCAACCACUGUGUCCUCCAGGCAAGCCUUAUUUAUUUCCAGUCUUAUCUUUCCACUAGCCUAAAAUGGGUAUUUAUGAAACAGAAACUCGUCUGAGCUAUUGGGGUACCGUCUAGUAUUUCAUCUUCUUCCUUUAAUUGUUCAUUUCUGAGAUCUUUCAUUUAUUAAUUUCUUUCGUCUUUGUGUUAAUGAUGUUGACUUUCUCUGCAAAUGUCGAAUGACCUCUGCAAACAGUAAACGCCCAACUCUAAAAUCAACGAACAUCAGAAUUUUGGCAGUCAUUAAUUUUUGUAAUUCAUCUUAACAAUUAUAUCCCCUUCGAGUCCCAGUUUUCUAGCAACGGCCAGUUAAGAGUUUACUGGGAAAUGUGCCCAAAAAUUCCAGAAUUGCAAAUAGCUUCUCAGAACAUUGGUAGGGAUUACUGAUGAAGCAGAUGUAUAUACAUUUUAUUGUCAUUUUUGUAAUUCUGUAUGUUCAUGACAUCCAAACAAAUCAAUUUGCAAAACAAAGACUUUUCCAGUGCUAUCGUAUCUACUUUUCUGAAACAUGGACUACAUUCUUUUAUUACUUAUAUCCUAUGUCAAAUCUCCAGAGGAAAAAAGAAAUACAAACUCGUCCCAUUUUGUUGGUGGAGUAGACCUAGACUAACAGUGUAAGUACCGUAGUCACAUAGAAGAGUAUUAUUAUAAUUAUGUGUAGCAAUUUUGAGUAAAAACAAGGCUGGUGCA
This is a messenger RNA of Zootermopsis nevadensis, 4104 nucleotides long. RefSeq names its product Sequence-specific single-stranded DNA-binding protein (gene Ssdp). The record is from RefSeq and is a predicted model, not a curated record. Gene Ontology annotation, biological process: positive regulation of transcription by RNA polymerase II. Gene Ontology annotation, cellular component: nucleus. Gene Ontology annotation, molecular function: single-stranded DNA binding; protein binding. NCBI's taxonomy places the organism in Eukaryota, Metazoa, Arthropoda, Insecta, Blattodea, Termopsidae.